Molecule: messenger RNA, 7519 nt
Organism: Hemicordylus capensis (graceful crag lizard)
Lineage: Eukaryota; Metazoa; Chordata; Lepidosauria; Squamata; Cordylidae
Gene: ANGPTL1
Product: angiopoietin like 1
Exons: 5
Coding region: 375-1853 (492 amino acids)
Biological process (GO): cell surface receptor protein tyrosine kinase signaling pathway
Source: RefSeq, a predicted model, not a curated record
AUAUGGGCUGACUGUUUUAAGUCUAGGCAUGCAUUUGUUUAAAAAGUAAAAACACGCCCAUAUGUCCUGUAUAUGGAAGCAAGGUCAGCUGUUGCUAGUUACUUCAUUUCAGCAUGCAAAUACAAGGCAAAGGCAGAGCAGCUCCAAAAUAUCUCCGUCUCUUGUGGAGUAGAAGAAAAUGAUUUUGAUAGGUGGCUCUCCUAUUAAACUAAAUGGGGUGAUACAUACUUGGAUGUAAUAUAACAAGACACAGUUCUCUCUAGAACCAGAUCACCAGCCAACUAACUGCAUUGGCCCCACAAAGAGAAUACACAAAGACAAGACUCUGGAUCUUUUCUUCUUCAGAAGAAAAGCCAUCACAAGUUCACUUAAAAAUGAAGACGGUCUCAUGGACUUGGAGUUUGCUAUUAUUCCUACUAUUAUCAAAUGGACACUACACAACACAGUCUAAACUCAAUAAAAGCUCUCCAAGACGACACCCACGCUCUAUAGAAGGAGGCGAUGAAGGGAAAAAGUGUGGCUACACAUUUAUUGUCCCUGAACAAAAAAUAACUGGACCAAUCUGUGUCAAUACAAAAGGACCAGGUUCAGAGAACAAAAAAGAAGAAAUUACAAGGAUGGACAUUGAGAAUCUGAAGGAUGUAUUAUCCAAACAAAAGCGGGAGAUUGAUCUCUUGCAGCUAGUGGUAGAUGUAGAUGGAAAUAUAGUAAACGAAGUAAAGCUGCUGAGAAAGGAAAGUCGUAAUAUGAAUUCCCGGGUUACUCAACUCUAUAUGCAGCUUCUGCAUGAGAUAAUCCGCAAACGGGACAAUUCACUUGAGCUUUCCCAGCUGGAGAACAAAAUUCUCAAUGUCACUACAGAAAUGUUGAAGAUGGCUACAAGGUACAGAGAGCUUGAAAUAAAAUAUGCAACACUAACAGAUCUUGUAAAUAAUCAGUCAGUCAUCAUCUCUUUGUUGGAAGAGCAAUGCGUGCGAAUAUUCUCACGGCAGGACACACAUGGUUCUCCACCUUUAGUUCAGGUUGUACCUCACCACAUUCCUAAUAGCCAGCACUAUACUCCUGGACUCUUGGGAAGUAAUGAGAUCCAGAGAGAUCCAGGCUAUCCUAGAGACAGAGAAGUAAGACCACCCCCUGAUCCAGCUACUUCUCCUACAAAAAGCCCUUUCAGGAUCCCACCACUAACUUUAAUCACUGAGGGCCCAUUCAAGGACUGUCAACAAGCCAAACAAGCUGGUUAUUCCAGCAGUGGGAUUUAUAUGAUCAAGUCUGAAAACAGCCAUGGACCAGUGCAGUUAUGGUGUGAGAACAGCCUUGAUCCUGGCGGCUGGACAGUUAUCCAGAAAAGAACAGAUGGUUCUGUUAACUUCUUCACAAACUGGGAUAAUUAUAAGAAAGGAUUUGGAAACGUUGCUGGAGAGUAUUGGCUUGGACUGGAAAACAUUUACUUGCUUUCUAAUCAGGACAAUUACAGACUUCUGAUAGAACUAGAAGACUGGAGUAAUAAGAAAGUCUAUGCAGAAUAUAGCAGUUUCCGACUGGAACCAGAAAGUGAAUUCUACAGAUUGCGUUUAGGCACUUACCAGGGGAAUGCUGGUGACUCCAUGAUAUGGCACAAUGGGAAACAAUUUACAACACUGGAUCGAGACAGAGACAUGUACACAGGAAACUGCGCGCACUUUCACAAAGGAGGUUGGUGGUACAAUGCCUGUGCCCAUUCUAAUCUCAAUGGAGUGUGGUACAGAGGAGGACAUUACAGAAGCAAGCACCAGGAUGGGAUUUUCUGGGCAGAAUACAGAGGAGGAUCAUACUCACUAAAAGCAGUUCAGAUGAUGAUCAGACCCAUUGACUGAAAGACUCAAACACUUUUAAAAAUAUAUUGUCUUUGAACUACAGACAGAUGUUACAUUUCAAGUUGUUUUGUACAGUUUAACUUUACAAAAAGCAAGGCCUGCAAAGGUAUUUUAAACAUUUCACUGUGAUACUUUACGUUACUAAAUCAAGUUUUAAUAGCCACAAAGCAAGCAGAAGGCUUCAUUUAAAAUAAAACUGUGUUAAUACAGAAUGUAUGGGCUUCAUUGGCAACAUUUAAAUAUAUCAGUUCUGUAGGCUACAGUGAAAGUUAUGGCUGUAGAACGGUUGAACUCUGAAAAUGAAGCAUGUACUGCUGCAUGUUAGUGUGAAGAUCAGUUCAUUUUACAAACUGAAAACUAAAGGUUUUUAUUUCAAAGAUUACUUCCAAUGGAAUUCUGAUGUUGAGAUGUAGACGCACAAUCAGUCCCCAGACAAAGAACUAGAGACAUGUUCUGGUUUUGCAAGCAUAUUUUGCAUCAAAUAAAGCAUUGUUGUUUCAACAUAGUAAAUUAUUAUUGCACAGCAUAGCUUUUACAGGACAAGAAAGCUGUCGCCCCUGGGAGAGUGCCAUCCUUGCACCUCAACAUAAAUAUGAAACAACUAUAUAGCACUUUUCCUAAAUGCUCAACAUCCUUUGUGUAAUCCAGUACCACAAUACUGUAAGGUAGGCUAGUUUAGCAAACUCAUCUUAAAGAAUGUGGUUGGGUCCAUGUGGGAAGGCCACACACUGAGCCCACGGCUGAAUUAACCCAGAGGUUUACCAGCUCAUUAGUUCAGGCAUUUAAACCAUUAAAGAUGUUCCAUGGAAAUAAAGUUACAGAUUUCAAUAGCACUUAUGACCAAGUAAUGCAUUUAAGAUCUGAAUGUUCAGGAAAGAAUUGUGCAUUUUGUAUUAAAACUAAUGCAUGGAUAUUACCAACCUUUAAAGCAUUUUAAGACUUGCCCUUUGCCACAAAAACAAUCCAAUCACAUUGAAUUUGGUGCCCUAGAGUUGCAAACUUGUUGACUAGAAGUGGUUCCUUCCUACUCACUUAAUACUUCCAUGUCAAGGAAACUCAUACCUUGGUAGCCUUUUUACUUCACAGCAAUGUAGCAGGCAAGGUGGUGCUGGACUGUAGAGGGUCUGGGGAUCACAGAUUAUUAAUCCCAGAUUUUGAGGACUGAAUGGUUACAGGUUACUGAAAAGGCCAAAAUGCAUCUGAAAAGUAUAUUUUAACAUCAUUUUCCUUUCAUUAAAACCUUAUUUCCAGCAAAUCAGGAGGAUGAGUAAAACUUCUGAAGCAGCCAAAUUAAUAUAGAUUUUGUUUUUGAAUUAUUUUAACAAUGCUUUACAAUAGUUUUUUGUUUUUUUUAAGCUGGACCAUCAGCAGCAACUGCCUCCUAUAUACAGAUCUGCUGAAAAACACAGUGUGAAUUACCCUUAGCAGUUUUCACCAGACUCAGCACUGGGAAGCUAAAUUUACUCAAAUUUCUUCUUUUGGAAUUAUUGGUAAAAAGCAUUCUGACCAAAAGUACUUUCAGAAAUCAAUGUGAAUGAUUUAAUGAAUUUAAUGAAUUCCUAAAGCUACCUUUACAAGUCUGCAAGGAGAUGGCAAUUUAGAAAUUUUUUGGGUAACAAUUUUGGUAACAAGCUAUGGCAGACCUUACAACUUUAAAAUCCAUCUUGCUUAUUUAGUACCUCUUCAAUCAGACACUACUCUUCUUCUAAUCAAACAAAAAGCCCACGAUCCAAAAAGGGAAAAUUUCAACCUCUCUUUUGCUACAGCACCUCACCCCCCGUUCCAUAAAUCCACUCACUCAGUCACUAGCAGCAAGUACCCUUGCCAAGCAUGCGGAUGCGCGCGUGCACACACACAAACACACACACACACUCUCUUUCUCUCUCUCUCCCCCUCCCCCACAGAAAACUCAAAGAAGGCAAGAAGGGGUGGCUUUUCUCAAGAAUGCUGGUGGUAUUACCUCAGUGCUUCUGGUGUUUCCUAAAAGGUGCAAGGAAACAAGUUAAGUUACCAAGCUCUUCUAGCCCUCCUAAACACUGGAGGACUCUCUGGAGUUGAAUUCUUUAGGCAAAAUGGGCUGCCACCAGAAGGGGAAAAGUCAGCAUGCACAGAAGACUUUUGUAGACACACAAGGACCGCUUUGGAUCCCAGCAAAUGAAAAGAAAAUAGGUUGCUAGGUCAUUACAAAACUUAGCAUGUAGAGGGCUGUUGAAUAAGAGAUUUACAAUAUGUAUAUGUGGCUCUUUUAUACAAAAAUGUUAUUUGCUCUAGGAAAAAGCAUGCAAGACUAAUGUAGUAUUGUAGGUUAGGAAUGUUUUUUGUUUUGACUUUUUUGCCUGGGACAAUAUCUUGAACAUAAAGUCAACUUCCUCACUGUUUUAUAGGCAAAAUAGGACAAGAAUCAUUUAUGAAGAAUUUUUUGUGAUGUUCUAUAUCACUUAUUUUUCUCUGUCCUACUGAGUCAACAAUGUAAUUUAUUACAAAGAUUCUAUUUAAUGGUUUUCAUAUUUAGAAUUGUAAUAUAGAAGCAGAAGUUUUCUUCCUAGGAACUGCCAAACCAGAGCACUUAAAACUAUCAUUCAGUCUUCUUACUAAGACAUUCCAUGCCAAUAUUUUAGCAUAACUGAUCUCACCUUCAAUGAAACAGACAGUAUUUGAAAAUAUAUACCAUAUAAACACAUUAAUAAAUUUGUGUUUCAAACUGCAACAUGAUUUUAUUGUGUUCUGCCAACAUGCCAUAUCUAAAGCUGUAUUUGCAUUUACACUAUAAAAAGCUGUACCACUAACAGCAACACAGCAGCUCCAGAUUAAAUUCUGUAAAUUAAUAUGGACCAUUAUUUGUGUCAGGGAUUCUCAAUGUUGGGUCCCCAGAUGUUAUUGGACUUCAACUCUCAUGAUCCCCAACCAAAGGCCACUGGGGCUGGGGAUUAUGGGAGUUGAAGUCCAUUAACAUCUGGGACCUAGUGUUGAGAAUCUCUGAUCUAUGUUACUACCUUAAACAUAACUUCUGCAGUACAGCUAUACAUUCACCUAUAUAUGUAUGAUGAUGGUGAUAAUAUUUUCAAGGUUGGGCAUAUCACUUCUAUAAACUAGCUUUGUAACAGCACCCCAUGUGGUAACUACCAGUUAUGUCUAGACAAACAUUAGAAUUAUAGUUCUUUUCUAUGUACAUAAUGCCAAAAAUACAGUUGUCAUAGCAACCAUGAAUAUAAUUCAGUUGAUCAGAAUUGGAGAGAAGCCUCAAACAAGGAGGAAGUUUUGCCAGCUUUUUGUUAUUUUGCCAGCUUCUUUAAACAACAAGUUCUAGUAAGACGUAACCUGUCUACUUUCCUUUCACUGUAGCAAAUACGGUUCAAAUCGAUUACAGUCCACAAGCAGCAAGACCACUCGCUCCUCAAAUGUUCAUACAUUCGGCAUCUUGAACUGGGGUGGAUAACAUCACAAACUACACCACUGAGAUGUCCCUAUUAGUGAUGUGCAUGGAAUGGGUGCCUGCCAGUUUGAAGGUGGGGGCGGGAUAUCUUUCAGGACGGGAAAGGGUGCUCUCACCCCUCCCACUGCAUUUAGAGGUGUGCACGGAACUGUCUGGCCCGGUUCAGUUUGAGGCCGGACCGAGCUAGUUCGGUCCGGCCCCCCAUCAAACCCCACCUGGUCUGGCGAGGCCCCUCUGCGAGGCCACUAUGGAGGCCCGAAAGGGCCAAAAAGGCUUUACAUAACGGCUGCGGCAGUGAUGAGGAAGGCCGGCGGAGGGAGAGGGGAACCACGCAGACCCCCCCACCCGCAGCUUCAGCAAGCCCCCCGAAGGGGCUAAAGGUGCUUCUCAUUUACUUUAAAAAAAUUUUUAAAAAUCACAGACGGAACCGGGGGGGGGGUUCGGUUCGACCACGAACCCCUGAACCGGACUGCCGGACCGGUCCGCACAUCCCUAACUGCAUUUCCCCCACCGGCAUUGUCUUUAAAAACAGUCUGGCAGGGUAGCAGCAUAGCUCAUUGCUGCCCCAAUGCCUCCUAGGACCGGAAGUGGUCUUAAGUGCUUGCUGUACGUGCGCGCAUAGUGUGUGUGUUGUUUCCAUUGCUGGUCUCUCCCCCGCCACCUCAAGAACCGAGAAAGGAACACUGGCACAAAAAUGUGGACAUUUUUUGUGGAGUAACUUGGGUGCAGUUGUGUGUGGGGGGUAUUUUUGUGAAGAGCUAUUGAGUGAAAACUGGAAAAACCCAAAUUUGGACUUUUUGUUGUUGCAUAGAUGUACACAUUAUACAUGCAGGGGAGGUGGGGGUAGUGCUGCUUCUUUAAAUGGAGGAAUGUAGGGACAUAGGCCUGCAUGGAGCCAUGGCAUCUGUCUUGUAAAGCUGAUACCUUGUAGGGAAAAGCCUAUGGGACAGAGGGCCAUCUUGUUUGUUUAUUUUUCCUAUGUAAACUGCUUUGAGAACUUUUGUUGAAAAGCUGUGCAGUAGUAGUAGUAGUAGCAGCAGCAGCAACAGCAGUUCCAGUUCACAGUGGAAAGGGAAAGACACUUUGCACAAGACCAGAGGAACUUUAAACAAUCUUCUAGAAAUAAUGGCUGGCUACCAAGCCAAGUACUAUUUGUGGAGCCCUGCUAAUAAACAAAAAUCAAAGCAUUGCAGUCAAUUAACCAACAGUAUUGCAUGUGAACCACCACUGUUGCUUAGUGUUAACAAACUAUCAUGUGCUGAAAGAAAUCAUAAUAGCUAAGCUAUUGACUUUUUUCCAAAAUGUUUUUCUAGCAAUGUAAUUGCCAGAAACUUAUGCACAGGAAGUAAUGGUGGACUUACUGUGAUGAACAAUUUUAUUCAAUAUUUGAAAAUGAGAAAUACAAACCAUCCUCCUGUCACUAAUAAAGCCUAAUCCUCAAGUUGCCACUUAACACACUAGUUUUUAACCCUACAGCAAGGAUCCAACAAGGAAUACUAUAUAAAAGAGCAACGUCUUUGAGUGCAAAACAAGUUAAAAAUAGGCCAAUUUCAUGAUAGCUGAGACAAGGAACCAGUUAUAGGAAUGUGCACUCCCUCCUUGCAGUCCUUCCCCUUCCAACUCAACUGUGUUGAAAGCUGUGUUGAAAUGCAAGCUUUUUCAGGACUUGAAAGAAGGGUUUGAAGUUGCUGAAACUCUAGUUAAGAAGGACCCUUGUUAGGAUUAGCCAUGAUUAAAGCUGGUGCCAAUGUAUCCCUUAAUGGCCUUGAAAGGACUGGGGCUAUUGCAUCUUUACUAGCCCAGAAAGUUUAACAAUAUUUAUAUCUCAUGCUAUGCACAUGUUCAACAAAGCAAGGAAAAAAGAAUGGUUAACAAAUACCAUAUUGCUACUACAAGAGAAACUUUACAUAUUUUGCAUCUGUGUUGCAUUUAUUUUAAUUAAAAUAUUAAUCAGUUAAAUUGGAAACUAGCACAGGAAGAACAAUGUAUUUUCUUUGCUCUUACUCCAGAUCUUAGAAGCUAAUUAUUUGUGGGCAAGUUUAAAUUAUAAAUGUAGAGUUUAGUCUUCUCUUUAAAAUUGAUCAUUCAUAGGUUUAACAUCUACAGUGGGACAGUGAUAUUCAAAUGUUUAGCUGUUUAGAGUGUACUAGCAGUGUAGCUGUCAUUCCAGUCAGUCAGAUAUGGGAGGCUAAUUUAUAGCUUGCAAUGUUCAUUAAACCAAGAUGCUGUCUUA